AUGGCACAGCCGGCACCGCUUGGGUUGGAUGUUACCGAGCUCAAAUUCAAGCUACAGUGCAAGGUACCUAUAUUUAAGAGCGAUGGGAACGUUAAAAACGGAUGCAGCUUGCUGGCAGCGGCCAGUGUACACGGGCUCGUGUUCACUGGCAGCGUGGGGCCUGAGCUGCGGGUGCUCAAGCUAAAAGACCUCACGACCGAUCGGGUGAUCAACGAAGUGGUCCCUCUGCGUACGGUGCCACUUCCAAGCGAGCCGUUUCAGCUGGCCGUCAGCUGUGAUCACGGAUUUCUGGCGGUCGACGUCGUCGCAAACGGCGUGCCGUUGGUGUACAUCUACUCGGUUCCGUCGUUUUUGGCCGGCUCGGUUGUGAAGCUGGCGGAAAUCAAAACGUCUCCCCAACCCGGUGUUCGAAGCACACAAAUUUGCUGGAAUCCGGUCAUACACAACGUGGUUUCGGUACGUACCGAAACCGGGGGUCUUUCGGUGUACACGCUGAAAGAACCGGCCGGGCUCGAAUUCCAUUCGCUUGAUGCUGCCAAUCCCGCCGAGCGGGCUCAGUGCGCCUGCUGGAGUCCAAAGGGAAAGCAGUUGGUGGUGGCAUUCGUCAACGGGAAGCUGGUCCAGUACAAACCCGAUCUUAAGCCAGCCCGCACCAUCCUCUGUCCACCGGGCGUGGUGGAAGGGGGUGGUGGAUUCGAUGUGCUUGCGGUACAGUGGCUCAGCACUUACCAGUUCGCGGCGGUGUUUCUUCCGCACGCUGCGGAUUCAGUACCGGCAUUGUUCAUCGUGAACGCCCCGAAAGCAGGCAAUCCCGUAUUCAUCAACUACGAAGACGUUUGCUACAGCCAGAGUGGCCCGCGGAAGGGCCAAGUAUUCCUGCAGCACAUUCUACCAUGGAACCUGCUGCUGGUGGCAUCCGCUAACAGCAUGGAGGUUGGCAUACUGGGUACGAUGGAAAGCGGCGAAGCACCGACUUGGUGCCAGUGGACCACCACGGACGAGGCACGUGCGGAACUGCCCCUUACGGUGGACAAACAAGAGUCCUUCCCGGUCGGUUUCGCACUCGAAACAGGCUGCACGCACGAGCUCGUGAUCGGUGAGCAGACGUUUCCGGUGAUGCCAAUGAUUCACUUACUUUCGACCUACGGCCAGCUCGUGUCGUUUAACGUACUAAACCUCUACCCAAAUGUUCCGAACAUUUGCUCACCACCGAAACCGGCGCAAGAUAUGUCCGGGGGAGCAUUCGUGAGGCUCGACAUCGAAAAGUCUGCCCCGCCUGGUGUUGGUACAGCUCCUCAGCCGAUUGUAGCAGCUCCUAGUGCGAAUGAUCCACGGGUUUCUGCAAAUGCCAUGGUGCCCCAGUCGGACAUAACAUUCACCGUACCGAGCGGUGCCACAUCAACACCCGCCGUUACGAAGGCGAAACCGUUCUUUAAUACCGCUGGUGGGGGUGACCCGGCGGUACAAAAGUCACCCAUCAGUUUGUUUGGCACUGGUGCAACUGGCCAGCUCCAACCGGCUAAACCAGCAUCAGCCACAAUCGCUCCCACCUUCGGUAAACAGAUAACGUUUGGAGCGCCCUCUACCGGUGGGGAUCCGAAGGCUUCCCCAUUUGCGGGAUUUUCUUCUCAGACGACAGUACCGGGAGGUGGUGCGUUCAGUGGCGCUCCUCUGGGCACCAGUGCCGGAGGAUUACCGACAAUGUCCGCUCCGCCUUUCCAAGCUGCCAUGGCGGCUUCCGUCGCACCAUCGGUGCCAUCUACGGUCAUUGCAACGGCACCGGUUGCUCCAAAACCGGACGCCAUGAAACCACUCGUGACCGUGCCUCCGGCGUACGUUCCCGUCGCUCAACCGGCUCAACAGCCUCCGCCAAACGCGGGCGCCGGUGCUGUGGGACGUCCAGUGGCGUCGGAAAUCGCCAAAAAGCCAGACAUGUCCUCAGAGGAUAGCAAUAUUAUCAUCCGUGCGCUCACGAUUGACGAAGUGAAGCGAUUCAGUCGCGAGUUGGCCGAGCUGCAGCAACGAAACCGCACGUUGAACAUCCACAUCGGCGAGAAGGAAGAAUCGGCCCGGAUGAUACAGAACUUGCGCAACCUCGAGGACAUCAUAGCGCAGGCGAACGAGAGCACGCAAUCGCUCAUCUCGGACGUGCAAACGCUCCGGUUGGGGCUGAACGAGGCGUUCGCGAUGAUCGCGGAAGGGAACAGCAAGAGUGUAAUCUUCAACAACCCGACCGCGCACCAGUUCCAGGACACGCACGGUAUGUCGCAGACGAGCCGCCGCCAGCUGAUCUCGCUGGAGAACAUGCUGCAGGUGAACGAAAAUCAGCUGCGCACCGUUACGAAGCAGCUCGACGCACAGUGGAUGGCACUAGAGGAGGCGAAGCAGACACGCGCCCGCCAGCGGAUGCACAUUCCCAGCCUUGAGGUGCUGUAUCAAACCCUCUCGAGGCAGCAGGAAAUUCUGAACCGGCAGGGCGAGAAGCUGAUGUACGUCAAGAGCAAGCUCGGAAUGCGCAGCAGCCUGAAAGGGCUCGAGAGUUUGGACAAGAGCGUGAAGGGGCUCACCAAGCGGUCGAUAUACGAGGGCGAUACGUCGACGGAUUGUGCGAUCGAGUCGCUUACGGAUUCAAUCAUUUCGAUGACGCUCGGCAACCAGGUUGCGGCGGAUACGCGUAAGCUGAGCGAGUCGAAAAUGAACGCGCUUCGGAAGGCACUUAUGGGGCGGAAGAUCGUGACGGUGAAACCACAACGACCGGAUCGUGUUGGGCUCAGCUCGGAGGUGGUUCGCGAGCAUCGCGAUCAGGUGAAGCGACUGAAUUUGAAGCAGGAAAAAAUGCAAGCAUUGCAGACGGCAGCGGUGGCCGCGAGGAAGGAAUAUGAACAAAGUAUUCUUAAAAAUCAGCAGCAGCAGCAGCAGCAGCAACAACAACAGCAGCAGCAACAACAGCAGCAGCAGCAACAGCAGCAGCAACAACAGCAGCAGCAGCAACAGCAGCGACAACAACCCGUGAAUAAGCCCCUAGGAACGGCACCAGCAAAUAAAGCGUUCUCUUUCAACGCCCCACCGCCAUCGGCCUCAUCAACAGCGGGCUUGGGAAGCUUCUCCUUCGGUCAAACAACAAUUACGCCCAUGGCUGCAUCGGAAGCACCGUCAAAACCAUUGGCAAAUGGUGCCAACAACAGUGCCGGUUUUUCAUUCGACGCAUCUGCCAACAAAUCGAGCGAAAAAGACAAAAAGGAUACGAGCGCCAUACCAAGCGGCAAGGAAAACAUUCCGCUAAAUCCUGCACCGGCGGUGUCGAAAUCGUCAUCCGGGUUGUUCAGCUUCGGUUCCGCAGCGAUGGGCUCAUUGUCGGGCACGUUUAAACCAACAACACCGGAAGUGUCCUCUUCCACUGGCGGCACCAGCAAAUCGCCCAUGUUCUCAUUCGGCAAUGCAGUCAAUGCGGGAACGGACGCCAAUGCUCAACCUCCGACCGUAUCGUUUGGUUCCAUCCCGAAGCCAUCCUUUUCCUUCGAUCCGGCUCCCGCAAUCACCACGUCGACUGGAAGCGCGGGAACGGGUGGUGCCACAGAAAGUGGACCGUUGAAUUUGGGCAAACCGAAACCCGUGGUACCGGUUUCAUCGACGACGUUGGGUCAAACGCAACCGGUUGAUGACGCGCAAAAGGACAAACCUCUGCCACCGUCUUUCGGACCGACGGAAUCGGUGUCCUCUGCACCGACGAAGGCUCCCCUUCCGGCACUCACGAGCCUUUUGCAGAAGGUUGAUCCUUCGGUGGACGUCACGGUAAAGGGCGGUUCUCCCCAGACUAAACCGGCCACUGGAGGAGGGUUCUUCGGGAGCGUAACUGGCACCGGAAUUGGUUCCUUCGGUGGAACGACGGGUAGUUUCUUUGGCAGCAUUAACAAACCUGCCGCCACAUCGACGGAAGACACCACCAAAGCAACCUCUGGUGGUGGGUUUUUCUCGGGGCUUUCGUUCGGUUCCAUAUCCACUGCACAACUUGCAGCAAGCUCUGGAGAUGCAAAUGCACCCACCACAACUACAACAGCAACGAAUGCACCGACGGCAACGAGUACGAACGCAGAUGGCAGUUUCUUUGGUAGUGUAAAACCUCCUGCGAUCGCAAAUGGCGCUAAUGGCACCACGGUUCCAGCGAGUUCCGUUGGAUCAACCUUCGGAAGCAACAGUUUCACGUCGUCCGGUUUCGGAAUGUCAAAACCACUUACGACGACACCCGCGACCACCGUUGUUUCUGCAGCGCCUAACACGGAUACGAGCAAGGCAGACGGUAAAACCGCUCCCGUGGCCACCAGCAACACAACGUCCGGAUUCGGAUCGCUUCUGGCGGCUGUUUCCUCAUCCACUGCAAACACAGCCCCUUCACUCGCAACUUCCUCCUCAUCCGCUACGGAUGGAUUUUCCUUCGGAUCGUUGUCCUUUGGUAAACCCCUCACAACUGUUGCCUCACCCCUGGUGGCAUCAACAGCGGGUGUGACCGCGACAUCGACGACGACGUCCACAACCACGGUAGCAGCUCUUCCCACGUCAACAACCACCUCCACAACCUCGGGAGCGGACGGAGCGGCCGGUUUGUUCGGUUCGAUCAGCAUCUGCAGUCCGACCACGGCGAUUCCCAAGUCACCAUCCGGCGCCACGACGGGAGGAAACAUUUUUGGAUCGGCUUUCGGUGCCUCGAAACCGACGGACACGAAGAACAUAUUUGGUGGCGGAGCAUCCGCAGGUGGUUCCUUCUUCGAGGCUGCGAAACCUGCCACCGCCGCGUUCGGUAACGCCACCGUCGCUUCUGUGGCACCGGCCACCGGAGGUGGAGGUUUGUUUGGUUCCGUAGCUCAACCCAGUGCCGCCACCAGCACCGGUGGUUCGGUUUUAGGCUCGGCAGCGACAACAACCGCGACUCCUGCUGGAGGCGGGAAUAUUUUCGGUGGAUUUGGAUUUGGUGCCGGAACGGCGGCAGCUACGAGCACGACAACGGCCACCACCGGUGGGUCAUUCUUCGGAGGUGGUACGACGGGGGGGUCCAUGUUUGGUUCAAGCACGACUUCUUCCACUGCACCAACUAACAUCUUCGGUGGUGCGACGGCUCCAGCUGCUGGCGGUGGAACGGCCACUGUGGGAACAGGCUUGUUUGGAAGUGUGGCACCGGGAAGCAACACAACGCCCGUUGCAGGUGGAUCGAUAUUUGGUGGAACAUCCGCUUUUGGAGCGUCCACCGCGAGCAGUGGUGGCAACAUUUUCGGAAGUCCGGUAGCUCCUGCGACUGGUGCUACAAGUGGUACGGGGUUGUUUGGAUCCGUCGGAGUAUCGGCUGCCGGAACGGCACCUUUCGGCAGCCCGCAAUCACCUUCGCAACAGACGGGAACCGCCACACAAUCGAUCUUCGGUGGAGCGACCUCUGGUGGUGGGUUCGGUUCGCCGAUUGCUGCCAGUUCGGGACCGUUUAGCAGCGGUGGUACGGUAAAUGCGUUCGCUUCCCCUACUGGCACCGGUGGAUCAGCUUUUAGUAAACCACCCACCUUCGGAGCGGCUCCGUCCUUCGGUGGAGCGCCCGCGUUCGGUGGGGCGCCAACGUUUGGUGGCGCACCGACCUUUGGAGGAGCACCGGCAUUCGGCAGCCCCAAAGGCACAUUCGGUGGUGGGUCAGCAUUCGGUGCCGCAGGAUCUCCCGUUGUCGGAGCAUCGUCACCGUCGAAUAAUCUCUUCGAGCAACUGGGUUCCUCGUCGACGGGCGUUUCAUUCGGAGGGCUAGCACAACAGCAGGCACCAAAUCCGCCCCAAUUCGGUGGCUCUUCCUUCUCCAGCUGGCGCUCGUAGAUUGGCGAACCAUCCUCUUGGGCUGGAGUGCCGUGUGUUUGAAAAAGGAUGUAUAAUUUAAUGGAAAUUGAUUGAUAAAUACAAAACUUUAUUUUAUA
This is a messenger RNA of Anopheles nili, 5939 nucleotides long. RefSeq names its product nuclear pore complex protein Nup214 (gene Nup214). Bases 1 to 5841 code for a protein of 1946 amino acids. Gene Ontology annotation, molecular function: structural constituent of nuclear pore; protein binding. The transcript is spliced from 3 exons. Gene Ontology annotation, cellular component: nuclear pore. The record is from RefSeq and is a predicted model, not a curated record. NCBI's taxonomy places the organism in Eukaryota, Metazoa, Arthropoda, Insecta, Diptera, Culicidae. Gene Ontology annotation, biological process: RNA export from nucleus; protein import into nucleus.